Drosophila mojavensis is the source of this 4997-nucleotide messenger RNA. RefSeq names its product SR-related and CTD-associated factor 4 (gene Isha). The coding region runs from base 189 to 4322 and encodes 1377 amino acids. Gene Ontology annotation, cellular component: nucleus. The record is from RefSeq and is a predicted model, not a curated record. NCBI's taxonomy places the organism in Eukaryota, Metazoa, Arthropoda, Insecta, Diptera, Drosophilidae. Gene Ontology annotation, molecular function: RNA binding. The transcript is spliced from 9 exons.
GAUAUACGAAAUAAGCAUCCCUACUAUCGGCAGCCAUUUUUUCACGCUUUCUUGCGAAAAAAUUGUGAAAAUUCAAGUAAAAAGUUGUUAAACUGGCAAGAAAAUAAUUUAUAAAGAUCACAUAUACUGAAAUAGUAUGCGAAUUUGAAUAUUGUGCGUGCGUGUAGUGUGUGAGCAUUGAAAUAAUCAUGGAGACGGUCGUCGCUUUCAAUAAUGAGCUCUCCGGGCUCUAUGAUAGCCGACCGCCCAUAUCGAAGGCUAAAAUGGCCGCCAUCACAAAGUCGGCAAUGCGUGCAAUUAAAUUCUACAAGCAUGUUGUGCAGAGUGUUGAAAAGUUUAUACUCAAAUGCAAGCCGGAGUACAAAGUGCCGGGCCUGUAUGUCAUAGACUCAAUAGUGCGACAAUCGCGUCAUCAAUAUGGCACCGAGAAGGAUGUCUUUGCGCCCCGCUUCCAGCGUAAUCUAACCGAAACGUUUGCAAAUCUGUUUCGUUGCGCGCCCGAGGACAAGAGUCGCAUCAUUCGCGUGCUGAACCUUUGGCAGAAGAAUAAUGUGUUCAAAUCGGAAGUAAUACAGCCAAUAUUUGAUUUGGCUGAUCCAAACCAUCCGAUUUACCAUCAAAUGCCACCAAUCAGCGCCGGCAAUCUCAACGCGAGCUCUGGACCAAGUGGCAGCAGCGGUGUUCUAAAUCUUUCGGAUAUUUCCAGUGGCAAUGCUGCCAAUGGUUUGAAUGCCUCGGGAAUGAGCAAUAUGGAUAUGAGUGGUGCUGUCGACGAUAAAAUGGGUGGUGCAAUGCCGGAUCUGUCGAUAAGCCACGAGAAGUGCUCAAGCUCUAGUCGACGUCACAUGGAACAGCAUUAUAUGAAGCGUCAACAACAGCAGCAGCAGCAUCAACAUAAUAUGCCAUCCAGCAAUUCGGCAUCUGGUUCCAAGAGUCGUUUCGAUAGUGGGGGACUAAGCAAGUCGCAUCAUCACAACAAAUAUGGCAAGGGUAGCAGCUCCCAUGAGCUGGACUAUGACCUGCGUGAGAUAAUCGAUGACGAGGAUGGGGACAUGCUGAUGGGCGACGAUCAUCAUUGUAUGGGCGAUGAUACGCCGCCCGGCUCUUCCAAUUUGCUAGAUAACAAUAAUUUAAAGCAACUGCUCAACGAUCCCAAUGUCUUACGCCAACUGCAAACGCUGCAAAACUUUCAAAAGUUCAAGCAACAAGAGGAGAAUCAAAAGCAUCGCUACCAGGAGCAGGAUGCCCUGCAGCAGCAUUUGCAGAAUGUUCUCAAGGGCACAGGUGGCUUGCCGCCGGGCGUCGGCAUGGGCAUGGGCCACAAUGAUGUGACGGACAUGAACAAGGAUGUUGAAUUCAUAUCGGAACAGCAACCCAUUGAGGUUAUCAAUCUGGAUGGUGCCGAUUCCCGUAGUCCGACGCCCGAUCGUGACCGUUACAAGCGCAGCCGACGCAGCAGCCGCAGUAGAUCGCCCCGUAGUCGUGGCGGCGGCGGUGGUGGGGGUGGUGGUGGCAAUGGAAACGAUCGUGAUCGGGGAAGUCGCCGUCGCAGCUCACGUUCGCGCAGCCGUUCGCCACGUUCCAGCCGCAGGCGCGGAUCGCGCGAUCGUGACCGCAUGGAGCGCAGCACGCGCGACAAGGAGCGGGAUCGCGAACAUGAACGUGAGCGACGCAAGAAGGGCCUGCCCGAGAUUAAGAAGGAGCAUCUAAGUGUGUGCAGUACCACGCUGUGGGUGGGCCAUCUCUCCAAGCUGGUGUACCAGGAGGAGCUCUCGGAUACUUUUGGCGAAUAUGGCGAUAUCGUGAGCAUCGAUCAGAUUGUGCCCAGAGGUUGUGCUUUCAUUGUGAUGAAUCGUCGCCAAGACGCACACAAGGCUAUGCAGGCGCUUAAGAAUCACAAGCUUCAAGGUCGUGCCAUUACCAUAUCUUGGGCAGCUGGGAAGGGUGUGAAGAGCAAGGAAUGGAAGGAUUUCUGGGAUCUUGAUCUCGGCGUCACAUAUGUGCCGUGGAACAAGCUGAGCCCCGACACGGACUUCGACAGUCUCGAGGAGGGCGGCAUGUUCGACGAGGACACCAUGCCCAGCUGGAUGAAGCAAAAAAUCAAUCAGGCGAAAAAUGUCAAGGAUGUCAAGCCGACAGCCCUAACCGGCGAAAUGCCCAAUGUGCCGUCUGUGGCGCCGCCAAACUUGCUCUUUGGCAUUGACACCACACAGCCACCGCCAGUGGCUCCGCCACAGCAUGGCGGACCUGGUGCACCUCCGCCCGCACUGAUGGGUAUGGUGCCUGGCCAGUUCCAGAUGGCGCCUCCAUUGGGCGCACCACCGCCGCAGCGCAUGCUGGGUCCCAUGGGACCGCUGAACCAUCCGUUGGGCAUGGCUAUGCCUCCGAAUAUGGUGCCCGGCAUGCCGCCGCCAAUGAUGAUGCCGCCUAAUAUGAUGCCACCCGGUUUUCCGACCAUGGGCGGCCCACCUCCACAUCCUAUGGGACUGCCGCCGGGCGCACAGUUCCCCCCGCCGGGAGCAGUGCCGCCGCCCAUGACCACAAUUCCAGCACCCGCGGGCUCUGGCACUGGCAAUGUGAGCGACGACCAAAUGGAUAUCGAAAUGGAGCUUGAGGAUGCACCAUCGCAAUCGGCACCUACGUCCUCACAACAGCAAGCACCUAACUUCAGCCAGCCGCCGCCGAUCUUUGCAGGUGGCGCCACGCAACCGAACAGUGUGGAUGUGGCUGCAGCGGUUGCUGGCAAUGAUCUGUUCCAAAGGGAUCGCGCACGUGGUCCUAGCGGCGCAGGUUCUCGCUGGGGCGGCCGCGACGACAUUGCUGAGGCUUCGGAGCGCUGGAGGAAUGAGAACGGAGGCGGUGGACCGCCGCCGCUAAGCGGAGCCUUCAACGAGGCACGAGCGCGUCUCAAUCUCAAUAGCAUGGAACAUGGUGGAAUGCAACGUCCAGAAUUCUUGGGUGGCUUGGAAUUUGAUAAUCGUCCAGGCGGUGGACCGCGUGGUAUGGGUCCAGGCCCCAGGGGUGGCAAUCAUAAUGGCGGCAAUGGCGGAGGUGACUUCUUCCAGCCCAAUAUGAAUCCCAAUCAGAAUCGUUUCAAUCAGCCAACGAGUCUGAUGCAGAUGCGCAUACCGCCGCCGGUGGCGUUUAAUCAGCGCAUGGGAGGACCGGGUGCAGGCAAUGGAGUGGGCCCCAUGUUUAUGCGUAAUCAAGGUGGCGGUGGACCAGGCGGCAGGCAGCAAGGACCAGGUUUCUUCAAUCCGCGCAAUCCGUUUAACGAUAACCAACGUGGUCGUGGUGGUGGCGGAGGUGGUGGCGGCAGCGGUGGUAGUGGUGGUGGUCGUGGCAUGGGCGGUGGCGGAGGUCGCGGUGGCCGAUGGAGUGAUGAGGAGGAAGACGGCGGCAGCAAUAGCAACAACUUCAAACGGCGUGGAGGCGGUGGCCCAGGUGGCCCGGGCAAUCGAUUCCGUGGCGAACGCGAUGGCGAUGAUAGACGCGGCGGCAAUGGACGUAGUGGACGUGGUAGCCAGCGCAGCGAAGAGCGUGAACGUGGACCCAAUAAUAAUAACAGACGUGGCUCACGCGACGACAGUAAUCGCCACUCGAUAAGCUCCACGGAUGAGAACGCAUUGCAGGGCAAACAGUCUUCGUCGGAGCCGGAUGAUAUGAAGAAUAAGCCGGUGGCAGCGCCAUCCGUGAACAAUGUAGAAAAAUCAGCUGCUGUAGAUACCGAGGAGGACUGGGAUAGAGAGCUGCAGGAGUAUGAUGCUAGAAUGGAAGCGCAACAAGCAGCUGAAGCUGCAGAAGCCACCGCUGCCGCCUCUGGCGCUGGUACUUCUACUGCCACAGAUACCUCUGAUAUUAAUAAACAGAAAUCGGAGACGCUGGCCGAAGCGGCACCUGCGUCAGUAGUAGAGACGUUUGCCACCCCGCAUGCGGAAGAAAUCAGCGAGGUGUCCAAGCCCAAGGCACCAUCGCCUGUCUGCACGCCUCUCUAUGACGAGUUGCCGCCACCAGCAUCAGCAGCUGGAGCAACGGCACCGCCACAGCCAGUUGAGCAGGCCGAAGAGCCAAAUCCAAAGAUCGAACAGAAGCGUGUGACUGAGGAAUUUACGCAUGAGCCCGAGCCUGAGUCUGCGCCUGCAACAGUGCAACAGCCACAACAACGCGUUGAUUCCCCACCCAGAGCAGAGCAGUCACCGCCAGCCUCAGCAGCCCCAGCAACAACAACAACAACAACAACAACAACAGAUGCAACGAAAGAUAUAGCGGAGGAAACUGAGCCAGUUGCCAGUGCCCAGCCAGCAGUUGAGGCAGACUCAUAGAAUGCCGAGGAUAACGAGGAAUAACAGAAAAGGACAACAAAGAUAGAAGGAACGGAAGAAAUGUGUAUUUUAUGAUUUCCUUACAUAUGAUUCAUGUAUGUAUGCAUGUCACACAGCAUACAUAUGUAUAUGCCCCCUUUUAAUAAUAUUAAAAUUUUAGCUUUUGAGAUUACGCAUUUGUUGAGACGCGACAAAGGUCUGCACUAUUCUUGCUAGGCUAAGGCACUUUAUUUGUAUAAUUUUUAAACGAUUCACAUAUUAUUUAAGGCUUUGGUGCCGCAAUAACAUAAAAACCAACAAAUUGUAGGGUCCUCUGACAUCGGACGCUAAUAAUUCCCCUCCUUCAAAUAAGAAUAUUGUAUGUAAAACAACAAGAAAUGAUAACCCAAACUCCAGAAAACAUCAACAGUUAAAAGGCGCAAAAAAGGAACAAAUUGUAGCAAAUAAUUAGAGAAUAAUAUGAUAUAAUAUGGACGAAAUUAAUAGACAGAGGAGAAAACAGCCACGCUUGAGAAAUGUUUAUAAUUUUGUUAUGUAUAUAAUUUUAAGAUGGUAUUUAACACAAACUGUUUCUUAUGCGCAGGUUAUAAGUACACGUAUAAUAAUGUACAAUUUAAAUAUGAAAAUAUUAUCAAUACUAUUAAUAAUAAACAAAAACAGACAGUUGACUUAUAA